AUGGUUAAUUUAUGCUCUACUUACUCAUCAGGUCAAAGCAGUUUUUCAUUGAGGAGUCACACGUGUGGAGAGUUGUGCUCAAGUCAUAUAGAUGAAGAAGUUACUUUAUGUGGAUGGAUUCAGUACUUGAGGCAAGAUCUUUUUGUGAUCUUGAGAGACUUCAGUGGAUUGGUGCAAAUUCUUAUCCCACAGGAUGAGUCCAAAUCAGAACUGAAGAAUGCUUUUCUUGGUCUCACUGUGGAGUCGGUCAUCGUGGUUAAAGGAAGGGUCAGGCGUAGACCAGAGGGACAGGAGAAUAAGAAAAUGCCAACUGGAGAAAUCGAAGUCUGUGCUGAGAGCUUGGAAGUGUUGAAUACCUCCCGAAAGCUGCCGUUUGAAAUGAAAGAAUUUGUCAAAAAAUCCGAAGCCCUCCGGAUGCAGUAUCGGUAUCUUGAUCUUCGGUCACCCAGGAUGCAGUACAAUUUAAGACUGAGAUCACAAAUGGUGAUGAAAAUGAGGGAGUAUCUUUGCAAUUUGCAUGGAUUCGUGGAUGUGGAAACACCAACACUGUUUAAGAGAACACCAGGGGGUGCCAAAGAGUUUGUGGUGCCAUCUGGAGACCCUGUGAAGUUCUACUCUCUUCCACAGAGCCCACAGCAGUUCAAACAGCUUCUUAUGGUGGCUGGCAUAGACCGGUACUUUCAGCUCGCUUGCUGCUACAGAGACAAGGUCUCCAAGCCUGACAGACAGCCUGAAUUCACACAGGUGGAUAUUGAAAUAUCCUUUGUAGACCAAGCAGGAGUCAUGAGUUUGAUUGAAGGCUUGGUGCAUUACUCCUGGCCAGAGGACAAAGGACAGAUUAUUGUUCCUUUUCCUUCCAUGAUUUAUGAGGAAGCCAUGAGAGACUACGGAGUUGACAAACCAGACACUAGGUUUGGGAUGAAGCUUGUGGAUGUCACCACAGCAUUCCAGGGAACGCAAAUCCAGUUCAUCAAAGAUACACUUCUUAAACCAAGUGACUGCAUUCAGGCCAUCUGCGUCCCAGAAGGAACGAGUGGGGGCAAAGACUUAGAGUUCCUCAAACAAGCAGCCAAGACACAGUAUGGUCAGGAGGUGAGUGUGGCUCCAGUAAGGGCAGAUGGUUCACUGAAAUCUCUUCUCAGCCGGCUGCUUUUGGACACGGCCAAACAACAGCUGCUCCAGAUGGCCCAGGCCAAUGCUGGAGAUCUGAUCUUCAUCACAGCCGGACCCCGAGAGAACGUGCGCCCUCUGUUGGGGAAGCUGAGACUGCAGUGCGCGGAGCUGCUUGAGAGCUACGAUGUGCCUGUUCGUGACCCAUCUGUCUUUCACUUCUUGUGGGUGGUGGACUUUCCCCUCUUCUUACCCAAAGAGGAUAAUCCAGAGAUGCUUGAGGCUGCUCACCAUCCCUUCACUGCUCCAGUCCCAGAGGAUGCCCAUCUGCUGUACACCCAACCCCGCAAGGUGCGUGGCCAGCAUUACGACUUGGUUCUGAAUGGCUGCGAGGUCGGAGGAGGUUCAAUUCGCAUCCACAAUGCCUCUCAGCAGCUGUACGUCCUGGACACAAUUCUCAAGGUAAUGGAACGAGAAGAACAAAUGCUUUGGAUCUUAAGAGCCAGGGAGAAGAAACACCACAUUAGGGCCCCUCCGCAUGGUGGAAUCGCAUUAGGGCUGGAUCGACUGGUGUCCAUCAUUGUAGGAGCUCCCAGUAUCAGAGACGUCAUAGCCUUUCCAAAAUCCUUCAGAGGUUACGACCUCAUGAGUCGUGCUCCAGACUUCGUCUCUGAAGAAGACCUGAAGCCGUACCAUAUUUCUGUAGUCUGGCCUAGCACAGAUAUAGAGGGUUAGCAGCAAAACUCAGUGUAAACUCUAAAAUGUUUGUUAAUAUGCGUAUGAUGUUACGUUUGCCCGAGGAUGCAAGAUGAUUCGAAAUUUCCAUUGGCACCAUGCGGUCGCCAUCUGUGUCCAUGCCUUGUGAUGGACUUCAGAGGAGAAGCAGCAGGAUCACUUCCUGUCCUGGGAGAAUUGAGCACUAUCUUGGUGACACGUGUGUCCCCCUCAUCACAAAACACUUUCUUCUGCUGCUUCAACAGAUCAGUCAUGUACUUUCUCAACAUAUGCAUGAUCUGUAAUUAGUGUUUUCAACUGUACAUUUUUAAUGAAAUUAGUUUCAGUGAAAAACUGGAUUGUGAGCAUAAUUGAAUAUUCCAACAGGGGGCAGAGUUGUUCCAUAGCAACUGUUUACAUUGCCCCCCCCCCCCCCCCACCCCCAUGCCCUGCUGUGAAAUCAGCAUGCACCAUAUCCUACAUUUUCCUCCACCACCAGACAUACCAAAUAAAGCUACAUUUCAGUUUUUCUCAGCGAUGCCUUAUCUGCAAAAGCAGAUGCUCUUUUUUCAUCCGCAGGUACAGCUUCUCAUUACAGCCAGUGUUGUUUUAAAGCAGACCUGUGAGUUGGUCGCCAAGCUGGGAACAUAGUUUUGUGUAAGACAUGCUGUUUUUGCUGUUCUUCCAAUGACUUUUCCUUAAGUAUCCACUUAUUGCCUAUUUACAUGACUAUGUUUACUUGGAAGUACCUGCCUGCAUUCGGUAGAUAUUUCCAUUUGUGCACUAGAGACAAUUGCGGUACCGAACCUCGGCUGUGAUAUAGAGCUCUUCAUUAAUAGUAUAUACAUGCAAUCCACAAAUCCAUUUUAAAAGUCUGGGCUUCUAUCAUGAAGUCUUCUUAAAAAGGGAUGGUUCACCCAAACAUAAAAAUUCUGUUCCAGACCAGCUUGAUUUUCUUUCUUAUGUGGAACACAAAAGAAGAUAUUUUCAAAAACAUCUCCAUGCCUUUUUUUGUCCAUAUAGUAUUUUUCACUCUUCAAAAUAAUCUUCUUUUGUGUUCUCCAGAAAAAAAAAGAAA
Messenger RNA from Carassius carassius (crucian carp), 2902 nucleotides. RefSeq names its product aspartyl-tRNA synthetase 2, mitochondrial (gene dars2). The record is from RefSeq and is a predicted model, not a curated record. Gene Ontology annotation, molecular function: ATP binding; aspartate-tRNA ligase activity; nucleic acid binding. Gene Ontology annotation, biological process: aspartyl-tRNA aminoacylation. Gene Ontology annotation, cellular component: mitochondrion; cytoplasm. The transcript is spliced from 20 exons. The coding region runs from base 1 to 1845 and encodes 614 amino acids. NCBI's taxonomy places the organism in Eukaryota, Metazoa, Chordata, Actinopteri, Cypriniformes, Cyprinidae.